This is a messenger RNA of Lethenteron reissneri (Far Eastern brook lamprey), 4249 nucleotides long. It is a transcript of the gene MED24, whose product is annotated as mediator complex subunit 24. Gene Ontology annotation, molecular function: transcription coregulator activity. Gene Ontology annotation, cellular component: mediator complex. Lineage: Eukaryota; Metazoa; Chordata; Hyperoartia; Petromyzontiformes; Petromyzontidae. The record is from RefSeq and is a predicted model, not a curated record. Gene Ontology annotation, biological process: positive regulation of transcription initiation by RNA polymerase II.
GCGGGACGUUGCCCCUUUAAAGGCUCCGGGACGCUGUCGCCAUCUUCCGCGGGCCUUGUGCGAGGUGCCGGGAGCAGUCGCCUCAGCCCCGCUGCCUUGCUCGCCUAUCGCCCUCGUCAGCACUUCGCUCUCGUUGAAGCGAGCGCGAGUAGUCCGACAACCGUGUCGUGUUUGUUUCGUAUGAUUUCGAGUGUGAUUUAAAGAGAAAUCCUCCUCCCUCGGGACCACGGCCUGACCGGCCUGCCCCAGCCCCGAUCCCGCCGGCUUAGGCGCAUCGUUUCCGGCGGCGUGGCUAGGAAAGGCGUAGGCGUCGAUGAAGGGGGUCAGCCUUAGGCAGGCCAUCCUCCAGGCCUGGAGGGAACGCUGGCCUGACUAUCAGUGGGCCAUCAACCUCAAGAAGCUCUUUCCCAGGACCACUUCCUGGGAUGUGCAGGGCUUGGCAGAUCAUCUUUUGGAGCAGGCUAUGGUUGGCCCAGCUCCGAAUGCGCUUAUUUUCUCAUAUCUAAAGUAUGCCAUCAACUCACAGAUGGUGUCAUAUUCAAGCAUUCUUCUUGCCAUCACAAAGUUUGAAGACACUUCCAAGGAGCUCUGCAUGAAGACCCUGCUGGAUCUCAUUAACAACAUUUGCCCAAAAUUGAGCUGUCAUGGAAAGGCAGAGGAGUGCAUGGGUCUGUGCCGUGCCCUGCUCAGCUGCCUACUGUGGCUGCUGCAGUGUCUGUCGCACUGCUUGGAGAGGCUCAGAGCCAACGCCGCCAACUCUGCCAAUCCCGGUGGGGCCGGCUCGAGCGCCGGCGUCGACAAUCUGCUGGGCCCCAUCGCCGGGGCACUGGAGAAGCUGCUGGGCACCACAAAGAACCGUGCCCUUCUGCACAUCGCACGUCUAGAGGAGCAGAGCAUCUGGUCGGUGGUGGAGCAGACCGCGUGGAAGGUUCCCGAGUGCUUGAUUGGCGUCAACAUCCAGGAUGAAGUCCGUACCCACCUGGAGGACAGCAUCCUCAUCAUAAAAGGAAUUCCUUCGCUGUUGACCAUACACGAAGAGCAUUCCUACAAAACAGAAUACCCCACGGUCCACGCUCUGGUCACACUAGAGGGAACCAUGAACCUCACUGCUGACGGCCAACCGCUCAUGGAGCACUUACUGCUUGUCAAGAAGAUGCAGCGGAUACCCAUGCAGUACCUUUUGCUGGAGGUGUGGAAGGCCUGCAUGGUGGGGCUCAUAGAGGCUCAGGAGGGAAUCGAGGAGCUAAAGUGGACGGCAUUCACCUUCCUCAAGAUUCCACAAGUGCUGCUUAAAUUAAAGAAAUGCUAUAAUGGAGAAAAGGACUUUUGCGAGGAACUCAACCUUGCCUUUGAGCAUUUGGUGAAACUAACCCCACUGCUGGACAAAGCAGACCACAGAUGCAACUGUGACUGCCUGCAGCUGAUACUGCAAGAGUGCAACAAACUGGAACUCCUUUCUGACAUUCACAUGAAGAAAUUGAUUGGAGUCAGAACUACAGAUCGCGAACAAGUACCUCAGUCCAAAUCUCCGGAGAACUCCAACGUGCAGCCCAACCCAGGACUCAUCCUCCGAGCUGAGCCCACCGUCACCAACAUCCUUAAAACCAUGGACGCAGACCACUCCAAGUCUCCUGAAGGCUUGCUGGGAGUGCUGGGUCACAUGCUGUCAGGCAAGAGCCUAGACCUGCUGCUGGCCGCAGCUGCUGCCACUGGCAAGCUCAAGUCAUUUGCGCGCAAGUUUAUCAAGCUGCAUAGGCUGAACGAGUUUGCCAAGCACAUGAGUGGAGAAGGAACCAAGGCCUCUCAGGUCCGAGCGUUACUCUUCGACAUCUCGUUCCUGAUGCUGUGCCACGUUACUCAGAUCUAUGGCUCAGAGGUGAUCACGUCAGACCCAUCGGCGGGAGGUGAGCUAACUUUCUUCGAGUCGUGGAUGCAGCUGUGCAUGCCAGAAGAAGGCAAGAGCCUGAACCCAGAGCAUGGGCUCCGCAUUGAUCCUAGCAAAGUGGAGGCACUCAUCAAUCACCUCAACUCUUCAGGCGAGAUGAAGCUAGUGCAAGUGAAGUGGCACGAGGUGUGUGCCAGCCUGCCGGGGGUUGUGAAUGAGGUCCUGAAUGCCUGGGAGCAUGGACUGCUCACCAUGGAGAAUGUCCAGAAAAUCACUGACAACCUGAAGGGUAAAAUGUGCAGCAUGGCCGUGUGCUCGGUGGCGUGGCUCGUGACUCACAUCCGGCUCCUGGGGCUGGAGGAGCGGGAGAAGCCACUGCAGCUCAUCCAGCUGCUUGUAUCGCCCAUCCAGGGAGAGAGCACCCUGCAAUUCUAUUCGGAGAGGGUGAUCAUCAUGAGCUCCAUCCUGGAGAGGAUGUGCGCCGACGUGCUGCAGCAGACCGGCAUGACGGUGCGCUUCCCCGGCGGGGCCCCCAGCGAAGGAUCUCCGGCACCGGUGACGCGGGAGCUGCUGCCCGGGGCGCGGCCCGUUCGCGAGCUGCUCUCGUCCACGUUCUCGGCCUCCAUGGCGCGAGGGCUGCUGCACACGCGCGCCCUGCAUGCGCUGGAGGCCAGCCUGCACAUGGGCGGCCUGCACUGGUUCACCAACAACCUCGUCAAGGAGCUGCUGCAGGAGACUCGCAAGGAGAGUGCGGAGACAGCGGUUGAGCUCCUGUACAGCAUCUUCUCACUGGACAUGCACCAGCUAACGCUCUCGCUCCUUGGCCAUGUCCUGCCACCCCUGCUCACCAGCCCCGCCAAGUGGCCAUUACUCACCGACCCACCAGGCCGGGCUCUUGCCAGGCUGGCAGUCUGGUGUGCCAUAACCUCAUACUCCGUGUACAACCGCAGUCAGACGUCUGCUCGCUACAGAAAGAGACCCCGGGAGGACAUCGAGGAUUAUGUCAGCCUCUUCCCGUUGGAUGACACUCAGCCGUCCAAACUCCUGAGGCUGCUGAGCUCGAAUGAGGAAGACCCCAGCAUUUUGUCCAGCCCAGGUGACCGAUCCAUGAGUAGUUCUCUCUCAGCUGCUCAGCUCCACAACAUCAACAUGAAGGAGCCUCUGAACCGUGUGCUGGCGAACCUAUUUCUGCUCUUUUCGUGGAGCCUCACAUCCAAGGUGGCUGGACCUCAGACUCAGUUUGUGCAGUGGUUCGUGGAAGAAUGUGUGCAGUGCGAGCAGGGCAGUUGUACCAGCAUCCUCCACUUCAUGCCUUUCACCAUGGUCUCGGAGCUCAUGAAGCUACCUGGCAUGAACAAUCCCAAGCUCAUCUUGGCCAUCACGGACCUCAGCUUGCCACUGGGCCGACGAGUUGCUGCCAAGGGGGUGGCAGCUGUGACUCUAGCCCUGUGACGGCAAGCGCAAGGAUUGUCUUGCAGAUCAUGGUAGUGACAAGUGUGAAAAUUGUUAAUUCGUGAUUGUCCAUUGGAAGAUUAAGUGCUUGCAAAAAAAUAUUUAUGCCGGCCGGUUCAUUUGGCUGUUCCUCACUUGUUGAGGGUCAGUGCCUCAGUAUCCACAUGUCCACAAACACAUGGCAAUUCACAUGGUUUGCAUUUCCCCUAUUUUUACCAGACCACUUCUUCCUCCUCCACUUAGCACGGAUAAAAGCGAGUUUACGAUACAGUUUUUGUAUACGACGAAAAACAUGUGUAGCAAUGUUUAUUUUAUUUACAAUUGUAUCAAAAGUACAUUGAGCUCACUGGUAAAAUGUUUUCAGGCAUAGAAAAGGCGAUUACAAGUUACUCUUAAUGGUCACCAUGACACUUGUGUAUCGAGUAAUGUGCUGCGAAAAAAAAUACUCCUUGGCAAUAAUGUAAUAGAUGCUGUGUCCACAGAUGCCUAUUUAUUAUUAUUGUUGGUGACAUUGCGUGUUACAAAUGUAAUGUAUAUAUGUAAAGAACAAGUAACUUUUGUAAGGUUAGGUUUAUUUGUAUUCAGAAUGUGCGCGUGUUUUCAUUGCCAUUAUUUACAAAUGAUAUAAUUAAAUAGUGAAAAGGGCCUGUAAUUUCCAAUGAAUAAAACUAUUAACAUUCUACAGAAUUGGUAUGCAUUGCAGAGGGUGACGAAUACCAAGGUGUUUGUGUACAAGGUAUCACUCGUAUAUUACUGGUAUAUAUCCCAAGACUGGCAUUGCAUCUUUGCUGUGCGGCAAUGUGCAGUCAGGUGUCUUAAAACAGUGGAAUGUGUACUCUGUCCAGACACACUCCCUCUCAGUGAUGGUCAUCUUCCUUUAUCCAGGAACAACGUUUUCAGCUUAUUUGGAUA